Leptosia nina is the source of this 2160-nucleotide messenger RNA. The record is from the annotation of a GenBank genome assembly. Lineage: Eukaryota; Metazoa; Arthropoda; Insecta; Lepidoptera; Pieridae.
AUGUACGGGAGUGGACCGGCAUCUUCUGUGAGUGGUUCCAGCACCGCUCACUUAGGAGCACAGUUACAGUCCCGACGAGAUGUGGACGGUGAGAUCUUUGGUGGUGGUGGCCAAAUAAAAGAUACGAUAGAAGUUACAGAGGAACGCAGCGGAUUCGCCGAGGCUUCUGCUCUUGCGCAGGCUAGCGCAAGUGCCAACGCAGGCGGAUUUUAUGGCGGUGGUCUAGAUAGGAUAUGGACGCGAUGUUCGUACGAAGGGCAGAUGUACUACGACUACAACUUGGGCGGUGGAUGCUUGGUCUGCGCCUGUUUCAACACCAACGGGUUCCUUGCACCCAAAUGCCGCUCUUGCAACGGCUGUGGAUAUCAGCCUAGACCCGAGCCAAUACCACCACUACCACCAUUCCCACCAGUGCCACCCCUACCACCAUACAAUCCAUUGCUGCAAAUAUUAUAUUUUGUAAUUUUUCAGGCCCCCCCACCAAUCGUGAUUCCCGGACCACCGAGGCCCUACCCAGUACCAGUCCCUGUACCUGGAAAGCCAAUAGUCAUCCACGUACCAGUGCCUGUACCAUCGCCUCCAGUUGUCAUCCCCGGACCACCCAGGCCUUACCCCGUUCCAAGACCGGUACCCGUCCCAUACCCUGUUAACCGACCAUACCCCGUUCCUACACCACCAAGACUCAUACCCGUACCCGUACCACGCCCUGUACCAGUACCUGGACCAGAAAGGGAAGUUCCCGUACCAGUUCCUGUACCGUCUCCACCAGUACCUGUUCCAGUUCCGGUCCCAGGACCACCAAGGAAUGUUCCCGUACCUGUACCUGUGCCAUCUCCUCCAUUACCCGUGCCAGUUCCUGUGCCAGUUAACAGAUUCAUCCCCUUGCCAGGAAAAGACCGACUUGUUCCAGUUCCAGUACCAGUAACCCACAACAAGUACUACCCAGUACCUAUUAUAAUAUACGUAUCCCCCGUUUGCAGAGGACACGCCCCAUUAGUACCGUUCCGCCUCCCAGGCGACUACUGCUACAUCCACGUGUGCAAGAUAAGAUACAAUUAUGUGUACCUAGAAAGCCAGAGAGACGCCGCCUGUGACUACACCCCGUACCAGCCAUUCGGACCCUAUUACGGAGGUGCAUCUGCAUCAGCCAGUGCAAAUGCCAACGCUAACAGCUGGGGUGGCUGGGGAGGUUCUAGCGCUCACGCUGACGCAGAAGCUAGCGCUCUAGGCGGAUGGGGAGGUUUAGGCGGAUACUCAAAUGCAGAAGCUAGUGCUGAAGCAGCAGCUAAUGCCUACGGUGGUGGUUUGGGACCUUAUGGUGGACUAGGAGGAUUAGGGGGUCUUGGUGGAUUAUCAAGUGCACAAGCGAGUGCCGAAGCAGCUGCUAAUGCCUACGGCGGUGGUUUGGGACCUUAUGGUGGACUAGGAGGAUUAGGGGGUCUUGGCGGAUUAUCAAGUGCACAAGCAAGUGCUGAAGCAGCUGCUAACGCCUACGGCGGUGGUUUGGGACCUUAUGGUGGAUUAGGUGGCCUCGGAGGUUAUUCAAAUGCACAAGCAAGUGCUGAAGCAGCUGCUAAUGCCUACGGCGGUGGUUUGUUACCUUACGAUGGCUACGAUGGACUAGGACUAGGAGGACUGGGAGGAUACUCCAAUGCACAGGCGAGUGCUGAAGCAGCGGCUAAUGCUUACGGCGGCGGUCUAUCACCAUAUGGCGGCCUAGGUGGCCUCGGAGGUCUUGGAGGAUAUUCAAACGCACAAGCUAGUGCGGAAGCAGCUGCCAAUGCUUACGGUGGAGGUUUGUCCCCGUACGGAGGAUGGGGAGGACUUGGAGGCCUCGGUGGGUAUUCGAGUGCACAAGCAAACGCUGAAGCUAAUGCUCUUUCUGGAGGUCUAGGAGGUCUAGGAGGUCUAGGCGGUCUAGGAGGUCUAGGAGGUUGGUCCAAUGCCGAAGCUAAUGCAAACGCCGGUAGUUACGGAGGCUGGGGUGGUUCCAAUGCUAACGCUGUUGCCAACGCUUUGAGCAGUGGUGGAGGCUGGUCUAACGCAGAAGCCGUAGCAAACGCUAACGCCGGAGGCUACGGAGGUGGCUGGUCAGAUGCUAGUGCAUCCGCUUUAGCCCAAGCCAGUUCAUGGAGUAAAACCGCCCCAACUGAAGAAUAA